Heterostelium album PN500 is the source of this 801-nucleotide messenger RNA. RefSeq lists its product as uncharacterized. The transcript has 2 exons. Bases 1 to 801 code for a protein of 266 amino acids. The record is from RefSeq and is a predicted model, not a curated record. NCBI's taxonomy places the organism in Eukaryota, Evosea, Eumycetozoa, Acytosteliales, Acytosteliaceae.
AUGGAAAUAAAAAGAAUAUUUCUCUAUGCAUUUUUAAUUGUUGUAUUAUUUAAUAAAAUAUCGGAAUCAUGUGAAGAAGAUUCAGAAAAGAGUGUAUGUUCAGCAACCUACUAUACUACUCCAAACAACGGAGCAUGUGGAUAUCAAGAUCUAUUUGGUCCAACAGUUGCUUUAAGUACUAAAUAUUUUAAUGGUGCUUCUUCUUGUGGUGUUUGUUUUAAUGUAUACCAGAAUAAUAGUGAUCCUAUCACAGUUAUUGUAACUGAUGAAUGUCCAGCUCAAUACAAUCAAGAACAUUGUGCUGGUCCAAACGCCCAUUUCGAUUUGAGUGUCGAUGCCUUUCAAGAAUUGGCUGAAUUGAAAAUUGGAGUUCUAGGUAAUCUUCAAUACGAGAUGGUUCCAUGUGAUUCCCAAGGUACUAUUAAGGUAAAAACCAAAGAUGGCUCCAAUGAUAAUUGGGCUGGAUUUAUGUUUUUCAAUCAUAGAGUUGGAAUUCAAUCGAUGGCGAUUCAAACCGAUAUAAACCAACCAUACCAAGAGAUUCCAAGAACCGAUUACAACUAUUUUAUUGUCUCUCAAAACUUGGCAGGCAGUUACUCUUUGAAGAUAAAAUCGAUUUUCAACGAGGAAAUCAUUGUUAAAAUGAAUGGAGUUCAAGCAAACUCAAUAACCGAUAGUGGAUUACAAUUUACUUCGUUCGAUGGUUGUGACAUUCCACCUAUUGCUUCAUCAGCAUUCACAAUAGCCAGUCCUGUACUUUUAAUAUUAAUAGUAACUGUAUUUUUAUCAAUAUUUAUAUAA